GUUUCUGUUUUGCAAAGGAAACGGCCAAGGGAUAUGAAGAGAGAGAGGGAGAGAGGAAAGGAAAAAGGCAAAGCAGCAAGCACAGCCCGGCACGCAGGCUCUGAGGAAUAAACACCCUCCCGGCGGGCGCCGUCUCCGGGCUCCGCGAGCCUCAGUCCCUGUCUCUGCAUUUCGGAGAGAGGCACGAGGAGCCUGGUCAUGAAUUAACUGGGUAAAAACUGCCGGUCCCGGUGUCUCUGAGCUGAGCUGUCCCGUGGCUGCAGAGCGCGGUGCACGCGGGCAGGGUCCCUCCCGGAGGCCGCCCCAUCUCCCGCGGACGCGCCGCGCUGCGCCCUGGUUCCCGGGGAGAGUCGCCUCCAGCCCGAGCCGAGUUCGCCGCCGCCGGGCGGUGCGGCUGGGGCGCUGCUGACGUCAGGUUCUGCACACAGUUGUGAUUGGACCUAAUUAGACGCUGCGGCAGCAAAUAGACGAGCUCCCUGCGUGACUGGCUUCAAAGUGGCUGGUGCCAAACAACUCGCAGAGGCGCAAAAGUAGCCGCCCCGCGCCCGCCCGCCCGGAGCCCAGACCAGGCGGCGGCCGCGGGAGCCGGGAGCCGGGAGCGCUCAGGAAGCCCGCGCCCUUCCCGCUUCGGGGUCCAGGGAGCCGCCCGCUCCGCGCGCCCAGCCCGGCCCGGCGGGAGCGGGUCGCCGAGAACCGUCCGGGAGAGAGAGGCAGAGACGCGGCGCGCGCUCCUGCUCCGUCCUGAAAAGUGUCGGCUCCGAUUUUCCAGCCUCAGAAGCUUCGCGGCGGCGGCGGCGGCGGGAAGGAAGCAGCGGAGGGACAGGUGCUGGAGGCGCCCCGGGCUCCGCGACCGGGUGUCGGCCAUGGCCUCGGUCCUGGCAGGCGGCAGAGGCUCCGGAGGGUUGAGCAGUCAACUCAAAUGCAAGUCCAAGAGAAGGAGGAGGCGGCGCUCCAAGCGGAAAGAUAAAGUAAGCAUACUGUCAACCUUCCUCGCUCCCUUCAAGCACCUGAGUCCUGGCACCACAAAUACAGAGGAUGAAGACACCCUAAGUACCAGCAGUGCCGAGGUGAAGGAGAACCGCAACGUGGGCAACCUGGCCGCUCGGCCGCUGCCCCCCGGGGACCGGGCCCGGACAGGCGCACCUGGCGCAAAGAGGAAGCGGCCGCUGGAGGAGGGGAACGGGGGCCGCUUGUGCAAACUGCAACUGGUCUGGAAGAAGCUGUCGUGGUCGGUGGCGCCCAAGAACGCGCUGGUGCAGCUGCACGAGCUGAGGCCGGGCCUGCAGUACCGGACAGUAUCGCAGACGGGCCCGGUGCACGCCCCAGUCUUCGCAGUGGCCGUGGAGGUCAACGGGCUCACGUUCGAGGGCACCGGGCCCACCAAGAAGAAGGCCAAGAUGCGCGCGGCUGAGCUGGCGCUCCGGUCCUUCGUGCAGUUCCCCAACGCCUGCCAGGCGCACCUGGCCAUGGGCGGCGGCCCCGGCCCCGGCACGGACUUCACCUCCGACCAGGCCGACUUCCCCGACACGCUCUUCCAUGAGUUCGAGCCCCCGGCACCUCGCCCCGGCCUCGCGGGAGGCCGCCCUGGGGAUGCCGCGCUGCUCUCCGCGGCCUACGGGCGGCGGCGGCUGCUGUGCCGCGCACUAGACCUGGUGGGCCCGGCCCCGGCGGUCCCCGCGACCCCCGCGGCCCCAGGCGAGCGCAACCCGGUGGUGUUGCUGAACCGCCUGCGCGCCGGGCUGCGCUACGUGUGUCUGGCGGAACCGGCCGAGCGGCCGCGCGCGCGGAGCUUCGUGAUGGCCGUGAGCGUGGACGGCAGGACAUUCGAGGGCUCGGGGCGCAGCAAGAAGCUGGCCCGGGGUCAGGCCGCGCAGGCCGCGCUGCAGGCGCUCUUCGACAUACGGCUGCCGGGACACGCGCCCGGCAGGGCCAGGAGGACGCCGCUGCCGCAGGAAUUUGCAGACUCCAUAUCCCAGCUGGUCACACAGAAGUUCCGCGAGGUGACGAUGGACCUCACACCUGUGCAUGCCCGCCACAAAGCACUGGCAGGAAUCAUCAUGACCAAAGGCUUGGACGCUCGGCAAGCGCAGGUGGUGGUCCUGUCCUCGGGGACCAAGUGCAUCAGCGGCGAGCACCUCAGUGACCAGGGGCUGGUGGUGAACGACUGCCACGCGGAGGUCGUGGCCCGGCGGGCGUUCCUGCACUUCCUAUACACGCAGCUGGAGCUGCACCUGAGCACGCGGCGUGAGGACUCGGAGCGAUCAAUCUUCAUGCGGUUAAAAGAAGGCGGCUACCGGCUGCGGGAAAACAUCCUCUUCCAUCUCUAUGUGAGCACCUCCCCCUGCGGAGACGCGAGACUCCACUCCCCCUACGAGAUCACCACAGACCUGCACAGCAGCAAACACCUGGUCAGGAAGUUCCGCGGGCACCUGCGCACCAAGAUAGAGUCCGGGGAAGGGACGGUCCCCGUGCGUGGUUCCAGUGCAGUGCAGACCUGGGACGGCAUCCUGCUGGGGGAGCAGCUGGUUACCAUGUCCUGCACUGACAAGAUCGCCAGGUGGAACGUCCUGGGACUGCAGGGUGCACUCCUGUCCCACUUCGUGGAGCCUGUGUACCUGCAGAGCAUCGUGGUGGGCAGCCUGCACCACACGGGCCACCUGGCACGCGUCAUGAGCCACCGCAUGGAGGACGUUGGCCAGCUGCCCACCUCCUACCGGCACAACCGGCCUCUCCUCAGUGGCGUGAGUGAUGCCGAGACACGCCAGCCAGGGAAGUCGCCGCCCUUCAGUGUGAACUGGGUGAUGGGCAGCACAGACCUGGAGAUUAUCAACGCCACCACCGGGCGGAGGAGCUGUGGGGGCCCAUCCCGGCUCUGCAAGCACGUAUUCUCUGUGCGGUGGGCGAGGCUGUACAGCAGGCUGAGCACACGGACACCCAGCCCCGGAGACACGCCGUCCAUGUACUGUGAGGCCAAGCUGGGGGCGCACACCUACCAGGAGGUGAAACAGCAGCUGUUCCUGGCCUUUCAGAAGGCCGGCCUGGGCAUCUGGGUGCAGAAGCCUCCGGAGCAGCAGCAGUUUCUACUGACUCUCUAGGCUGUGGGCUCCUGGCCGCUGGAGCUGAGACAGAUGCUGGAGGGACGGGCCGUGUCUGUGGGGCGACGUGGCAGGUCGGCCAGUUCCCUGCAUUUGUUUUUCUUUGGUGUUCCAGAAACACACGAGUGUGCAAUGUGUGGAGGAGCAAUGAGACUGGAAUUCAGAACAUGCCUCUUCCCAGAUAGCUGGCCCCAGACCCUGUCCCUACACCGAGGGACACACGCGCUGUGGAGUUGGUGCCGGCUCUCCUGUGGCAUCCGAGGGAGGGGCUCCAUUCAGGUGAAGGGGGCUCAGCUGCAGCCUUGGAAGGAGGCGCCAGUGUGUGUCAGGCGGGAGUGAGCCUCGGCCUGUCCCUGCACCCCACCCCUGUAUGCGCCUCUCGGCGAUGUUCAGGUCUCACUAGCACAGGUUUAUGGGGCUCGUGAAGAUAAGCCACAAACAGAAAGAAAAGCCAUGCCCACCCAGCCCCAGAGAAACCAAUAAGAAUCCUCGAUUAUUUUCAUUAUUCAUUUCAUUUUUUUUACUCCACAUCCUUUCAAAAAAGAUUGAAGAUGCACACCAUUAAAGAACACCUAGAAUAGAACCCGAGAAAUGAAAGCCGUUCCCGCAAAGAGAAGGAACAGUUCCCAAAGCGCUCACAAGCCAGAGUGAAGACCUGUGACAUGGGAAGCCCUCUAAGCACCUGCCCCCUGCACCCUGCAGAGCCGUCAUGCCUGUUUGGCCCGUCACAGCAUUUGGUUUACUUUGGCAGAUACUGAGCACCACAGAGGCUCAGCUGUGUGAAGGUUAGCUACUACCCUGUAACCUCCCUACCAGGUAAUAAGGAGACUUGUUAACUAAAUUUUUAUUAGAAAGCAAGCACAAAAUAAAAUUCAAAACAACCUUUACCUUCAGCUUGAGAGGCUACAGCUCUGCUCUUUCAGAUUCUCCAAUCAGCACCUUGCAGGACAAGACCCCUAAAAAGUUCAGCUGUCAAAAAAUGUAAGAGGCAGGGUUCUGUCACCCUGAGAGCAGCCAUCCAAACCCAGAGAACCUUCAGCUCACAGUGGAGAUGGGACACUGGGGCUUUAGUUCACAGCGUCAUCACUGAGAGUUGAGGUGCUGUAUUCACACAGGAGUCUGGCUCUUUUCCAAGUAUCUUUAGGCAAUCUAUGUGCCUCAGUUGCUGUAAUCUCACCACCGAGAACUCAUUUCUAAUAUUCAUCCUGCUAUGUAGCCACUCUAUCAUUUCUCCAAUUAAAAAAAAAUCCAUCUCUGAAGUUCAUUGUGGUGAUGCUGGCCGGCAAAGCAUGGUAGUGUCCGCCUCUGGGGUGUGGCCUUCCCGGAGAGACCCCGCUGACCACCCCAGAGAGUGCAGGAAUGCAUCGUGCUGCACAUACCCAAGCACUACCAAUUACAGUUAUCAUAGUGAGAAGGCAGAAAUGGAACAAACUGAGUUGUAGCUAUUUGUUACAAGACAAUAAGAAUUAGAGAUAUUAGUAUGGAAAUAGAAACUUUUCCUGGGAUUUAAAAUAUGGCCAAAUUUGUCUCCGUUCUUUUAAAAAAGAAAAUGGGCACUGGAGUAGAUAACUGCUCCAAGAGAAAGUUUCAAAAGAUAUGAGAACAUUUUUGCAAAUAACUCAUUAAUGUUUUACAAAAAUCACAAAAUAAAUGAUAUCUUAAUUCAGUGCAAAAGCUAAGCUCAAAUGGCCAGUUUUGAUUAAUUUCUGGUAGCUUGACAUCGCUAGGAUGAAGCUUGGAGAACUGAGAGCGUGGAGAGUCGAUGGGUGGCUCAGGCACACGCAGCCAUAGAUGCAGGCGCUCCCCGAACAUGUGGGGCACAGCCAGCUCCUGGCUUCGCUCUGAGAUGUUGGCUAGAGAAGCUUACGAUGCUUUCUUCCGGGGGCUCCAAAUCACACUGGUUCUGCAGCGAGCGACCUGCAUUGUAAGCAGCCAAGACGCAGGGUCUGAUUCACCAGACUUGGAAAACACUUGCCCACCCAGUGGCCGGCAGCGGCGGGGUUGGGAUUCAUAUUGUCUCAGGCACUGAAAUAUCUACAUCCACUUCUGCAGAAAGCCACACAUUAAUUCCACACUACCCAUUAGAACAACUGUAUGGAUUUGUUUAUUAAAUCCACAGGAGACUCCAUGGAGGGAGAGAUUAAAGCUCUUCAGAGAAGGUUGAUAGUGAGAGAAGAGUGAGCCAGAAGUGAGUUUGAGGUGCUGGAGCUUUUCCCCAGAGGGAAUGUGGGCUGCAGAAGGGACCCCAGGUAAGGAGAGAGGGGUCCCAGGCCCUGGGCAGUGAAAGGAGAAGGCAGCCAAGGCAGGCAGGGGUGACUCACAUGCAGGGAGGCCAGCGGCAGGUGGGAAACAAAGGCGUCAAGCAGGGAGGGUGGAAGACACGGCACGUCCCUUCCACAAAGCACAUGGGGGGCCAAAUUAGGACUGUACACCACGCCAGAUCACACCAGAUCAUGCCACACGCAGGCUGCUCCCAACUGGCAGGGCCUGAUCCAGCCAGGAGGGGCCGGGUCCCAGGAGACCCACAGCCCAGGUGUUCCUGGAAGAGCCAGUCACCUCUGCAGAGAUAGAGGGCUGUGGUGAAGCCUGAGGAUUUCGCCCUCGGGCCAGUCAGAACAUCCCAGCACCACUUUCACUUUCAGGCCAGGUCUUCCCUGUGCUUCCACCGCUGACUUAGUCUUGGGAGUAGCCACGUGCCCCUCUCCAAGUGAGGGGCAAGACAUGAGUAGGACAGAAAGUAGGCACUUUCUGUCACCCUGAAAACAUGCUGGGCACAGCACAAGGGAGGAUGAAGAAGUCAGGGCCCACCCCUCAGAGCCCACCUUGAAAUCUCUGCCCCAGCUUCCCUGCCUCUUGCUACAGAUUUUCUGUGUUCACACCUGCUUAGGCCCCUAUGAAAGUCUUCAUAAAACCAACACCACCUUUAUCUGCCUCCACAACACACACUGCUUUCCCAUCGGGAAGAUCAGCAAUGUGGUUUCCUGCCUGGUUUGUAGUCAGCAAGUCAGUGUCUGGUGGGUUCCAGACAUUUUGCAGGACAGAGUGAAGGGAACGGCCACACGGCCAGGCAGCCUCCGCCAUCCACCUCCAGCCCAGGUUCUGCAGCCAUGUGUGAUGUCAGGGGACAGAGUGAGGGUUUCUGUGGGUUUCAUCUUUGCCCAGGAAAGGAUUUGUGGGUCGACAGCUAUGGUUUCCCUUCCGUUCCUGCGAUUCUCUUUACAACUGUACAUAUCUAUCACAUUGUGCUGACUUUGCCAUGAGUCCUGUUCCUCAGAAAUGCCAAGCUGGGUUUCUUUUCAAACAAACAGCUCCAUUUUUCCACCUAAUGUUGUGUUCACAGAAGGUUUUCUUAUCCAUCAAGUUACAAGCUUUUAUUCGGUACAGUGUUGACCACGUCUGGAGAGCCAUAACCGUAAAUACAUAGGAUAGCAAUGCCCAGAAUAGUUCGAGUAUUUUGAUGAAAUCCUAUUUUUAGAUAAUAAAUUUUAAGAGGUGUCUAUAGUAUCUUUAAAACAAAGACGUGAGGCGUACAUAAAAUAGAUAUUUUUAACUUAGGGAAAUGUCUAUGCCCAUUUUUUAAGAAGCCAUUCUAAUAAAAUAAUCUGACAAAUUGGCCCAAAAUACAGUAAGUCUCUUUCUGAUGGAGACCAAAAGGGAGUGAGAGCCUUCUUUUUAUGUACUGUGGUUGGAUCCUCGGGACACCUCUCGUCACGCCCUUCCCACGGCCCUCAGGGAGCCUGCAAAGUCCCUAAUCCCCAUCAGGGGGCCACAAUCCCACACACUCCAAAGCCUGUCCUCACCUGGGGUUUUUGCAGAGCUCAUGGUUGGAAGUAGGAAUUUAGAAGCUGUGUUGCAGGAGAGGCGUUAGCACUCCCAGGCAGUUCUUGGCAGGGACAGACUGCCCCCACCCUGCCUCGCUAGUGGUGUUUUAGGGUCUCGGGCAGACUCACCACCGUGUGGAGCUAGGCGGGAGGCUGGAGGACACAAUGUGGGCCUUGCCACCGCCCGGGUCCCUCACUGCCACCCGGGUCCCUCGCCACCACAGGUGCAGGGCUGUUUCUGGAAACACUGGCUGCUGGUGGCACCUGUCAAACUUCUCCCACAAAUUCUGAAUCUGGUAAAGUGAAGGAAGGACGGUGGCGAGGUGAGGAGGCAGGAACAGAGGCGACAGGGGCAGGGACCAGGGAUGGGAUGAGGACACAGCAAGCUUCCUUCUCAUGCCGCCCGGGAAAGAGGCGGCCAGCACCACCCUCUUUUCACUCUGCCCUCAGCACCCACUUUUACUUCCCUUCUCGCCUCCUUCUUUCCUCCCCACCUCUUCCCUUUCUUGCUGUCGUGUGUCCUGAAACUCCCGGCUCCUUUGUUCUGCUGCUGUGGCCCCCCAGGAGGAGGUCGUCUCGGGCACCAUCCCCCCAGGGAUCCAGCAGCAGGUUCAUGCUUGGGGCUGGGGGAGCCCCGCUGGGUUCCUGGCGCCUUGUGCACAGGGUGUCGCUGCAGUCCUUUUGGGACUCUCCUGGAUGUGUCCACACAGUCUGACCUCCCACCAGAAGGAACACUGGUGGCCACAUCUCUAGAGAGCUAUUUACUUUUUUGAGACCGGGUUAUGAGACUGGCUAAUUUUUGUAUUUUUGGUAGAGACAGGGUCUCACCACGUUGCCCAGGCUGGUCUCAAACCCCUGGCCUCAAGUGAUCCUCCCGCCUCAGCUUCCCAGAGAGCUGGGAUUAUGGCUGUGAGCCACCACGUUGGCCUCUAGAGAUUCACACCAAACAAUAUCACCCCUGCAGGGAACCACAGACAGAUAAACCCUGGUGAGAGAAACACCUUGUUUCCCAGCUCAUCAUCCUAAAGAUGAGACGGGAGGGAUGAGUGUCCCCUAAACAUGAAGAUGAGAUCACCUGGGUCCCAGUGCCUCUUUUCAAACAGGUCCUAGAUUUCUAUCACUCUGCAGUUUAUGCAUCAUUAAAAAAAUCUCUCCCAGUGCGCCCCAUCAGUUUUCAGCAUUUUGUAAGCAAAAUGAACUUAAUACAUAGUAAUUCUAAUUGAAGGUAUGUACAUAAAAAGCAUGAUUGAAUGGCAAUACUGUAUCCAUGGGUGUACAUUUGUAAUAUUUGUAAAAAAAAAAUCCAAAACCUUAAAAUAUGAAUUUACAUAUGUUAAUUUGCCUCUAAGUUCUGUAAAUUGCACUUCAGUGAUAUCUGAUAAGUGAAUGUUUCUGUUAAGUGAAUAAAAAUAUUAGGUAAAAUUGUC
Messenger RNA from Callithrix jacchus (white-tufted-ear marmoset), 8343 nucleotides. RefSeq names its product adenosine deaminase RNA specific B2 (inactive) (gene ADARB2). Gene Ontology annotation, cellular component: cytoplasm; nucleolus. Gene Ontology annotation, molecular function: tRNA-specific adenosine deaminase activity; double-stranded RNA binding; adenosine deaminase activity. The record is from RefSeq and is a predicted model, not a curated record. NCBI's taxonomy places the organism in Eukaryota, Metazoa, Chordata, Mammalia, Primates, Cebidae. Gene Ontology annotation, biological process: adenosine to inosine editing; RNA processing.